Molecule: messenger RNA, 2067 nt
Organism: Anolis carolinensis (green anole)
Lineage: Eukaryota; Metazoa; Chordata; Lepidosauria; Squamata; Anolidae
Gene: tusc1
Product: tumor suppressor candidate 1
Exons: 1
Coding region: 88-549 (153 amino acids)
Source: RefSeq, a predicted model, not a curated record
CUCCAAGCCCCGCCCCCCUCGCGCAUGGGCCCAGAUGGGAGCUCCUCGGCCUUCUGAUCAGGACUGCGGGAGGCGCUGGAGCCAGGGAUGAGGCGCAUGCGCACGGGCAGCAGGCAGCGGCGGGGCUGCUGCUGCGGCGGCGCCCGUGCAGGUAGCAACGCGCGCCCCCGCGGCGGCCUGGCGUGGCGGGAGAGCGGCGCGGGCGAGGAGUGCUGCGUGUGCGGCGGGUGGCGAGGCCGGGCGGGCGGCUCGCCCCAGCAGCUGGCGGAGAGGUACGCGGACUUGGCCGCCAGCCAGGCGGAAGCGCUGAGGGCCGGGGAAGAGCGUGACCGGCAGAACCGGCGCCUCCGCGACGAGAACGCGCGGCUGAGGCAGGAGAACCGGCGCCUGCGCAGAGAAAACCGGAGCCUUUUCCGCCAGGCCUUGAAGCUCCAGUACCAGCGCUCGGAGGAGGAGGAAGCGGAAGCCGAGGGCGCCACUUCCGCUCAGGAAAAGCCAGAAGGGCACAAAAGAGAAGAGGGAGAUGGACAGGCAACCCAUUCAGCCUGAAGGCGGACAGAGUUUUUUUAUCAGGCCUCGCCUGCCUUUGCUUUUCUCCCCAACGUUCAGGAAGGUGCUUCAUACUGUCAUUGAAAUCCUAAAGCAUCGACUUGAGCCAGAUUUGAAGCUCCACCUGAUAUGUCCCAGUAAGGCCUCUUUAUCCACAGGUUCAACUAUGAACAGCUCUACUUGAUAUGUUACAGUCAGUCCUCUUUCUUCAGGGGUUCAACUAUACACAGUUCCACCCAAUAUGUUCCCGUCAGGCCUCAUUAUCCACAGGUUCAACUAUCCACAGCCCUAUUUGAUAUGUUUCCGUCAUUCCUCUUUAGCCACAGGUUCAACUAUCCACAGCUCCACCUGAUGUGUUCCAGUCAGGCAUCAUUAUCCACGGGUUCAACCAUCCACAGUUCUCCCUGAAAUAUCCCUGUCAGGCCUCUCUAUCCACAGUUUCAACUAUCCACAGCUCCACCUGACACGAUCCAUUCAGGCCUCUUUAUCCCCGGGUUCAACUAUCCACAGCUCCACCUGAUAUGUUCCAGUCAUGCCUCUUUCUCCCCGGAUUCAACUAUCUACAGCUUGAAGAUAACCCAGAAUAAUUCCAAAAUAUAUGAUGGGACUUGCACACCUAUGGAUUUUGCUGUCCUGAGAUACCAAGGGGCCACAGAACUUAUUUUCCUUUUGCAGCUGACAGGAGAACAAUAAUACACUCUGCACUCUCUCUAGGUGCCAAAUCCCAUCAUCAGCAAAUGGGAAGCUGAGGUUUUGUGUCUCCUGCUUUGCUUGCUUGUACUGCAUAUGUUACAAUUGGGGUUAUCUUGGCCCCUUCCACACAGCUGAAUAAAAUCCCACAUUUUCUGCUUUGAACUGGGAUAUAUGGCAGUGUGAACUCAGGUAACCCAGUUCAAAGCAGAUAUGUGGGAUUGUCUGCUUUGAUAUUCUGGGUUAUAUGGCUGUGUGGAAGGACCCCUAGUUUUGCCUGAUCCAGAGAUGUGUUGGCCUGUUGAUGUGCCAGCUGGACACCUGCAUUUUGUAUUCCUUGCUUUUGUAACAAGCAUCAAAACACUUCAUGGAGGAUUUUUAAUAAUACAAGAAGUGUGGCAUUAGUAGCACCCUUUUGUUGUAAAACUUGAAUUACUGCACAGGUUGAACGUCCUUCAUUCCAAAAUGCGAACUCCAAAACUGUCUCCAGUUACUGCCACUUUUGCUUUUGGAUGGUUUAAUGGACCCAAACAUUAUUUCAUUCAAAAAAAUUGCAAAAGUUAUGUAUAAAAUUACCUGCAGAAGAUGUGCAUGAGGUGUAUGGGAAAUAUCAAUGAAGCUACAGCAAAUCGAUGUUGUAUAGAAGAGCUGAUAGAUGUUUAUCAAAUCAUAGGCACUAUAUGUUUUAUCUCUGGCUAACAUAUCUUUCCAAGGUUAAUGCAAAAUGAAUGUAUAGUCUACUGACACUCGCCUCCCCUUUGGUCAUCUGUAGGUCUGAUGUUUUGUGUUACCUGUUUGCACUCUUAAUAAACUCUUAAAACCUCCUUA